AUGGAGAUGAUAAAAGUUGGGCCAGUGGGAAGCAACGGUGGUUCCAUAUGGGAAGAAAAUGGACGAAGCGAAGUUGCUGGUAUUUUUGUUUCCUACACCCAAAACACUAUUCAGUCGCUUCAGUUCCUCUUCUAUGAGAAUGACAAGUUUGUUCAGUCAAAAAAGCAUGGCAGUCAACACUCUGAAAACUUUUGCGCACUUCUCUUUGAUUAUCCAUCAGAGUUUCUUACUUCGAUAAGUGGUUCCUAUAUUGGCGAUCGGUAUUUAUCAACAGGUUUGGAUGCUAUUAAAUUUAACACCAACAAGGGUUCUUAUGGACCAUUUGGGCGUACGGAGCCUACAAGUAGUAGCAAACAAUUCAACUUUCAAUUACGAAAUCAUCGUCUUUUUGGUGGUUUUCAUGGCACCAUGAGUCCAUCUGCCGUUGAGAGUAUUGGGAUCUAUGUUAAGCCAGUCGUAUCCCCCAUGAUUAACUUGAAAGGAGGAUCUCUGAAAGGAUCUCUUCGAGUGUAA
Molecule: messenger RNA, 513 nt
Organism: Solanum verrucosum
Lineage: Eukaryota; Viridiplantae; Streptophyta; Magnoliopsida; Solanales; Solanaceae
Product: inactive protein RESTRICTED TEV MOVEMENT 1-like
Exons: 1
Coding region: 1-513 (170 amino acids)
Source: RefSeq, a predicted model, not a curated record